Messenger RNA from Purpureocillium lilacinum, 1239 nucleotides. Its product is annotated as branched-chain-amino-acid transaminase bat2. Gene Ontology annotation, molecular function: branched-chain-amino-acid:2-oxoglutarate transaminase activity. Gene Ontology annotation, cellular component: mitochondrion. The record is from RefSeq and is a predicted model, not a curated record. NCBI's taxonomy places the organism in Eukaryota, Fungi, Ascomycota, Sordariomycetes, Hypocreales, Ophiocordycipitaceae. Gene Ontology annotation, biological process: L-leucine biosynthetic process; L-valine biosynthetic process.
AUGCAGUCCGCCAGCUUUGCCCGGAGCGCCCUCCGGGCCGCGUGCCGGUCGUCGUCGGCGCGGCUGCCCGCCUACCGCGCGGCGCGAUUCAUGAGCAUCAAGGCCGAGGCUGCCUCCUCUGCCAAGCACCAGCCGCUCGACGCCUCCAAGCUCAGCGUCACCAAGACCAAGAGCCCCAAGGCGCUGAGCAAGCCCGAGGACCUCGUCUUCGGGCGCGAGUUCACCGACCACAUGCUCGCCAUCGAGUGGAACCAGGACGAGGGCUGGCUCGAGCCCAAGAUCACCCCCUACCAGAACCUCUCGCUGGACCCGGCGACGUGCGUCUUCCACUAUGCCUUCGAGUGCUUCGAGGGCAUGAAGGCGUACAAGGACAAGAGCGGCAAGGUCCGCCUCUUCCGGCCCGACAAGAACAUGGCUCGCCUCAACAAGUCGGCCGCGCGCAUCGCCUUGCCCACCUUUGAGCCCUCCAGCUUCAUCCAGCUCAUCAGCAAGCUCGCUCAACUCGACUCGCGCUUCAUCCCCGACCAGCGCGGCUACUCGCUCUAUCUCCGUCCCACCAUGAUCGGCACGCAGAAGACGCUUGGCGUCGGCCCGCCCGGCUCCGCGUUGCUCUAUGUCAUCGCCUCGCCCGUCGGCCCUUACUACCCCACAGGCUUCAAGGCUGUCUCACUCGAGGCCACCGACUACGCCGUGCGCGCCUGGCCUGGCGGUGUCGGUGACAAGAAGCUGGGCGCCAACUACGCGCCCUGCAUCGUGCCUCAGCUGCAGGCCGCCAGCCGCGGCUAUCAGCAGAACCUGUGGCUCUUCGGCGAGGAGGAGUACGUGACCGAGGUCGGCACCAUGAACAUGUUUGUCGCCAUCAAGGACAAGGAGACGGGCCAGAAGGAGCUCAUCACGGCGCCCCUCGACGGCACCAUCCUCGAGGGUGUCACCCGCGAUUCGGUACUCGCCCUCGCCCGCGAGCGCCUCGUCCCCGAGGGCUGGAAGGUCACGGAGCGCAAGUACACCAUGAGGGAGAUUUAUGAGGCCUCCAAGGACGGCCGCCUCAUUGAGGCCUUUGGCGCCGGAACCGCCGCCAUUGUCAGCCCCGUGCGCACCAUUGCCUGGAAGGGCGAGCACGUCGACUGCGGCCUCAAGGAGCACGAGGAGUCGGGCGAGAUUGCGCUCAAGAUCAAGGAGUGGAUGGAGGCGAUCCAGUACGGCGACGAGGAGCACGAGUGGAGCUACAAGUUGGACUGA